Aspergillus sclerotioniger CBS 115572 is the source of this 714-nucleotide messenger RNA. RefSeq lists its product as uncharacterized. Lineage: Eukaryota; Fungi; Ascomycota; Eurotiomycetes; Eurotiales; Aspergillaceae. The transcript is spliced from 3 exons. The coding region runs from base 1 to 714 and encodes 237 amino acids. The record is from RefSeq and is a predicted model, not a curated record.
AUGGGAUUCCUCCUGAGGAAAAGAUCCUACUUCUGCCGCCAUCGUACAUCUACCCACAACUACAAUCCACAAUUCUAUCCAUACUGUGCAUUGCACGCCCGUCGUUCUUUGACUUUACCACUUUAUAUUCUAUCAAAAACAUCAUCAUCCUUGUAUUCUUCCCUGGUUAUAUAUUCCAUUCUAAUCAACCCAUCCUACCACCCAUCGACAGCACCCCAGCCCUCGUGGCAGGCGCAAAUGUUUCCGGACACUCAGGCAGAUGCUACUUGGCAAAGUCCAACGCCUCCCAAGGUACCUAUAUCCCACUUGUUUGCCUCCAUUCACGUCACGCUAACAUCUCUUUGCUCUAGAUGUCCAGGCGCCAAAGACGCAGGGCAAGCUACCAGAAGCGGCAGCUGGAACAAUUCAAAAAAUGGACACUCACAAAAGCUCAAGAUACGUAACGCGAAGAAAGAGAUUCAGCGCUUGGAGGGCCGUAAAAAAGAUCUUGUCGCUUAUUUCUUCGAUGAUCAGGGGAGGGUGCGUACCGUGGCUGAAAAGUGUGCGGAAGGAUCUGAAGAAACCGAUAAUACUGUGGAUGCUGAGAUCGCUGCAAACGGUGAUGUCGAUCAGACCGAUCGGGGUCCACAAGGUAAUGGAAUAGAGGAAGGCAAUUCUCAAGGUGCUGAGACUGUCGAAUAUUCCUUGCUUCCUCCAGAUAUCGAGCGAGAUUGA